AGCAGCUGAAACAAUUGCUAUUUGUUGUUUUUUUUUUUUUUUCAAAACUGUGAAACAUAUAGUAUUUUCAUGACGACACGUUAAACGGCGGCUCAGUUUUGACGUGUUUCGAAUAUUUUUUCUACAUGCUAAUGCUAGCUAACCAACAGGAAGCAUGUGUUGCUGUUGGUUUGACACCAACUUUUGACGUAUAGUAAUUUCUUGCAGUAUAUUAUACGACAUUUUUGGUUCGCAAAAUGGGACGGAAGAAACAGGGCAAGUUUGUGCGACAUGACAACAAAGGAAAAGAAAAACGACACAAAGUGAAAGGGAAAACAUUAGAGGCUUUUACAGAAGAAAUGCACUGUGCAUUUGAAGCAAGUCUUCACAAAGAUGAUGUGGGAGCAGAGACCCCCCAAAUGAAGCUACCUUGCCCCCUUGCCAUGUGGGAGUUGGGCCACUGUGACCCUAAGCGUUGCACAGGCCGAAAACUAGUACGAAAGGGUUUCGUACGCAACCUCCGCCUAAAUCAGAGGUUUAACGGACUGAUUUUGAGCCCUAUGGGUACAAAAUAUGUGACGCCAGCUGACAGGGAGAUUGUGGCCCAGCAAGGACUAGCAGUAAUUGAUUGCUCCUGGGCCAAACUUGAGGAGACCCCGUUCAACAAGAUGGUUGGAAGUCAUCCACGGUUGCUACCUUACCUCGUCGCUGCAAACCCGGUCAACUACGGGAAGCCGUGCAAAUUAUCUUGCGUCGAGGCCUUUGCAGCCACUUUUUGUAUUGUCGGUUUCGAGGAACUGGCUGUGCUGCUAUUGAAGAAAUUUAAGUGGGGGACUGUGUUCCUGGAGCUUAAUAAAGUUCUGCUGAAGAGUUAUGCUGCCUGCCAAUCAGAGGAAGAGCUUCUUGCUGUGGAGAAGGAAUUUCUAACUUCUAAACCAGAAGAGGAGGAAAUAGAUCCAUUUGACGUCAACUCGGGAGUUGAAUGUAUGAAUCUCAACAGACGUCAUUGGGAACCUGAUGAGGAGGAUUCCAGCGAGGACAACGACACGUCAGAUGGCGAGAAUGAUGAUGAGGACACUGAUGAUGAAGCAGAAGAUGGUGAAAAACAUAAUGAGUCAGAAAAUGUCUCAGACGUUGAAGAGGAAGUGGCUGCAGCAAAGUCGUCACAUUAAAACUUAUCUGUUUGACGCAAAUGUUUAUUUUUGACCUGAUAAAAGGACUCUUUAGCUUAUUUGUAUGUUUUUCAAAAUGUUUUCAUUGUAUCAAAUACUUUAAGAGUUCCCCCCCCCCCUAUAUUUCUGCUAUUUUAAAAUUUACAAGCUUCUAGAUUUUAAAAAAUAUAUGGCGGAAAACACUCAGGUGACUUGAAGUUCCGCUCUGACCCCCAAUUUGGCCAAAUUUCAAAAUUGUCCGAUAUGCACAUGUGAUACAUCAUUGGAAAGCUUAAAAUCCCAAUUUUCUGGGGGAAGAAAAAUUUUGAACAGGAGGGUAUUUAAAAAAAAAUAAAACGGCGAAACUCCAACUGGAGGCAAGAGCACAAUUAAAGACGCCAUGAUUUUAACGAGAUAUUAUCGCGUACUUAUCUUGUUUCGAUCCAAAAACUCCAUGUAGCAUGUAUCACCGAAUGUCAAGACACAGAUGUGAAUGGCCACAAACGGAUUUUUGGGGGAUUUUAUGGGUGAAACAUGGUAAUAUAACAUGGGUCGCGAUGCAGAAAUAGACAUUAAGGAGUGGUCGAGAUGUUUUCAUAUAUUUACCCUUUUUUAACUUUUUUUUUUCUCAAUUUUUUCUUUGGAUAGAUUAUCAUCUAACAUAUUGGGGAAAAUGCGACAGUGACAAAAAAUACAAUUAAGCGAUAGUUAUGAGGUAGAUAUCCGUGACUUAUUUCCAGACACCAAUUUUAUCAUUAUGACGUAAUUUGUUUAAAAGUUUAAAAUAUGCAAGUGAAUAUUUUUUUAAUGAAAUAUUACACAUGCAUUAAUGAUUCUAAGCUAAAAAUGACAGACAUUUUGAAUAAUAUAAUUACUUUUUAUGCCUGGUUUGAAACAAAAGCAGUUGCGCGAUGUCUGUAAACGGGGGUUUCCAGGGUAAAACGGACAAAUUAAAAAUAGUUCGGGGGCUUAAUGCGCCAUGAAUCUGCUAUGGCAGCAUAUAGACAAUUUUCUAACACAACCGUUCUUUUGGCGAAAAUACAGCAGUUCAUUUUAAAGAGGGGUCCAAGAGCAGAAACUGCUUGUUCAGUCUUGUCUGUGUUUUCCGCCAUAUAUUUGUAUAAAUCUGGAAAAAUAAAUGCUGGGAAGGCUUUUUUUCCCCAAUUGUUGUCAUUAGCUAAUUUAGCAUUUUUGCUAGUAGUUCUCUGAACAACUAAUAGAGCAGGGGUCCCCAAACUACGGCCUGCGGGCCGGAUAUGGCCCGCCUCCACAUCUGGUCCGGCCCCCUGAACAAUACCAGAGAGCAUUUUGAAUUUUUUUUUUUUUUUUUUUUCUCAAUAGGGUUAUUUAUUUCCUGGCCUUUUUCUGUGAAGUGCUCAGAGAGGGUUAUUUGGUUAUUAUCUAUUAAUAGUGUUAUUAUUAUUUAUUAUCAUAUUAUUAUUUUGUUUCGUGAAGAAUCCAGAAAGGGUUAUUUGAUUGUGGCUUUCUGAAAAACAAUAAAUUUUUACAUUUAGGCACUCCUGCAAUCGUCACACUUUUUCUGUUACAAAUUGACCCCAGCCCCUCAUCAGAGAAGGGAAAAGUUAUGUGGCCCUCACAGGAUAAAGUUGGGGACCCCCUGUAAUAGAGAGUAAAAACAAAUUCCCCUUUGUUUGCUAAAUACUCACCUUUUAGCAUUUUUUUUCAAUCCAGGAACCCACACUUAUUUGCUAAAACUUCAUUACCACUUAAAAUUCACAUUUUAACGUUGAAUUUCGCAUUGCGAUUUUUGCAUUGUAUGUGUUAAAAAGUUUGUUUCUAUUACACCAAGUUACACCAACAUGAUUAUUAAUAAUUGCUAGUAAAUUUUUAUU
Corythoichthys intestinalis (scribbled pipefish) is the source of this 2983-nucleotide messenger RNA. RefSeq names its product TSR3 ribosome maturation factor (gene tsr3). Gene Ontology annotation, molecular function: rRNA small subunit aminocarboxypropyltransferase activity. NCBI's taxonomy places the organism in Eukaryota, Metazoa, Chordata, Actinopteri, Syngnathiformes, Syngnathidae. The transcript has 6 exons. The record is from RefSeq and is a predicted model, not a curated record. The coding region runs from base 237 to 1151 and encodes 304 amino acids. Gene Ontology annotation, biological process: maturation of SSU-rRNA.